This is a messenger RNA of Tribolium castaneum (red flour beetle), 3808 nucleotides long. RefSeq names its product Repressed by TOR (gene REPTOR). Gene Ontology annotation, molecular function: DNA-binding transcription factor activity, RNA polymerase II-specific; RNA polymerase II transcription regulatory region sequence-specific DNA binding. The transcript is spliced from 6 exons. The coding region runs from base 669 to 2405 and encodes 578 amino acids. Gene Ontology annotation, cellular component: nucleus. Gene Ontology annotation, biological process: regulation of transcription by RNA polymerase II; response to unfolded protein. The record is from RefSeq and is a predicted model, not a curated record. Lineage: Eukaryota; Metazoa; Arthropoda; Insecta; Coleoptera; Tenebrionidae.
AUCAUAUCCAUAGCCAAGUUCUGCGCUGACGUCAGCGAAAUUAAGUGUUUGCAAAUAAAGGAAAUGGCUGACAAUGUGGACGAUCAAAGUGUGCUGUGUUGUAUCAAAACAGUGGUUCUGACAGUCGUCAAAGUCGCCUAAACCGUUCGCUUUUCCGAUUGGACAAUGAUGAUCGAGUUGUCAUUCGUUAAGUGAUAACGCUGCUAUCAGCAGAUCUAAAAAUACAGUGUUGACGUUGCAAAUUUCUUGAAAAUGCUGUACAUUUAAGUUUUGCACAAAGUGAACACCCUCAUUGGUGCAAGUGUACCGUUCUGGCUUCCCAUUGGCGCAGAAAAUUGAUUGAAUGUAUUCAUGUGACCUUUAAUAAACCUGGUUUAUUGUUUCACAUAUUUUGUGAUUUAGCAUAAAAUUGUUCGGUUUGUUGUGUUAUCAAGUGGUUUCUCGUCCAUUGUGCCGUGCUUGUGAGUGGUCGUUGGCGAGUGACAUUGCGUGAGAGGCUAUCGAAGGGAUCCAAAACAUUGAGUCAUGCUGAUGGUCUGAUUGUUAUGGUGGAUUUUUCAUUGACUCGGCACGGGAUUUGAACUUUUAUCCUUGGAGAGUGGCACAGCACGUGUCAGAUUGGGUAAAUUACCGAGCUAAUACCACAACAAACAUUAAGGUCACUAGUCAUGAGUGAUUUUACGAGGAGUUAUUUCGUCGACCCCGGAAUAACAAUCAAGGAGGAGCCCUUACGUGAAGAACCGUCAAUAAUGAACACUUCUGCCAGUGUCCCGAUCCCAACGCGCCGUAUAAUGGAAAUAUCCGAUUACCGCGACUUCGGCAUCGACUUGGACAACUCGCAAUCGCCCCUGUACCCAGACAGCACCUUGGGCAACAUGCAGACCCCUGACGGCUUCGACAACACGACCGUGUGGGGCAAUCGCCUGAUAAUCAGCGACGAGACGAUAAAGACCGAGGCUUUGAUCCACAUGGACGACGACGACAUCUUCCAAGUGGACAAGGCCGACCUGAUCCAGGGCCCCACUUUGGCCGAACUGAACGCCAACGACGACACCCUCCUCGGCGACUUGAACUUCGACGAUUUGCUCCUCCCGGAGGAAAACACGUACCUGAACAUGUCCCAGAAGAUGUCCACGGCGUUUGUCCAGAACUCCAACCACCUCAACAACAACAGCCCCACGGUCACAGCGUCCUCCUCGUGCCCCCAGCCCAGCAUGUUCCUGUACAGGGACCUGGACCUGCCAGUUGCCUCCAACCACUUCGACAUGUACAGCGCCAAGACCCCCGUUUCGGCCUUCAGCCCCGCCAGUCAGAGCUCGAAUUCGCCCCAGUUGCGGUCGUCGCCGCUGCACAUGGGGGCGCAGAAACACAGCACUUUGCACGAGCUGCUCAUGAAGCGGGAGAAUUACAUCUCGCCGGAGCGAGGGGUCGCCGCUGGGGUGCAGAAAAGCACGCCCUCCACGUCGCCGAACGUGCGGAUGCCGAGGAGCAGUCACACCUCGCGGCUGUCGUCCUCGGCGCCCACGCACGUGGGCUUUGCCGAUAUCUGGCAGAGGAGGGAGCCGAGGAAGCAUUUGCUGUCCACGGGGUCGCUGGCGGAGGCCGGAUCGACGUCCUCCAUCUCCACGGGAGGGAUUCUGAGUCCGGAUCCGCAGGAUUUCUCGCAUGAUGAGUUUGAUACGGAUGAGGAGAGCGAUGGGGAUCAUCAUUAUGAGGAUGUUUCGUCGGAAAUAGACUCCGAUGACGACGAACACGUGCCUAAACAAUCAAACAGCAAGAAAGAACGGUAUUUCUGGCAAUACAACGUGCAGGCAAAAGGCCCCAAAGGGCAGCGUCUGGUAAUGAAAUGUAAAAUGGAAGACCCGCACGUCCUUAACGAAGUAACUGAUCCGGUUUUUAGCCCUGAUUGUUCAGUUAGAGGUAUAAAACACAGCGGAAAAGCGCGCAAAGGCGACGGCAACGAUCUGACGCCAAACGCGCGAAAGCUUUUCAACAUUGGAAAAGAACUAGAUAAGUUGGGGCGGACGAUCAACGACAUGACGCCCGUCAGCGAACUGCCCUUCAACGUGAGGCCGAGGUCCAGAAAAGAGAAGAACAAACUGGCCUCCAGAGCCUGCCGUUUGAAGAAAAAGGCCCAACACGAGGCGAAUAAAAUCAAACUGAACGGGCUUGAAAAUGAACACAGGAACAUUUUGCACGGGAUUUCGCAAUGUAGGGACCUGGUGAUGGCCAAACUGCAGGAACAGUCGCCCGAAAAACAGGAAGAGUUGUCGGCAAGGAUCGAAAAUAUCUUCAAAGCUGCAACAAGGUUGAAAGUUGCGGGUUUUACCACAGACUACGUUAACAAAAUUCUAGAGAAAAUUAACAAAGGACAGCCUGUCACAGGAUUGGAGGAUAAUAUUUAAGUGUAACCAAAUCUGUAAUUGAAUCUCUAUAUCGCAUUUUAGGUAUAAGCAAAAAUAUAUUUUUAAUAACCAUAUUUAUGUAAUUUAAUUUGAUUACAAAUUAUCGAUUUUUAAUUACCUGUAGGUACAUUUUUUACAGCUUAUGUUAGUAGGUCAUGAUACAUGAUACAGUGUUUUGUUAUAGUUCCUAUUAGGUUACGUUGUUUGCUACAGUGCGUUGUUCGUCAAGUCGACUAUGGAACUUAAAUUUUAUAGGUGACUUGAUGAACCAUUUUUAAACACACUGUAUUAUUACGUUUGAAUACUUAUUGAAUUGUAAUAGUUAUUUAUGCACCUCUUCCUGAAAAUUCGCUCUUAGGCAGGAUUUCACGUCUUUCUGUUUUAUUUUUGUCCACAUUGGUGCAUAAACUUGUUUUAAACUUUCAAUAUGAACUGCAAAAUAAAUACUAAACGUUGUUCCAAUUAACACAGGUUGUGUUUUGUCGUAAUUCUAAAUUCUGUUGUUUUUAUUUGAGACAUCACUUUUUGUUGUUUUGCGGGGUUUUCAUGUUACUGAUGUUUUAAUUGUUUGCAUGUAAAUUAAUGGUCUAUAUUAUCAUAAAUGUUGAUAAUUAUUACUAUAGUAUGUUGUUGCAUGUAGAUUGUAAAAGUUUCUAAAGUAGCGAUUAUUGUAUUGCGCUUAAUUGAACGAAGUCGGUAUUUUACUUGGCAAUUAUUGAAGUAAACAAGAAACCAAAUUGACAGUGAAGUGAACCGGCAGUUAUUUUUAUUUCUAGGCUCUAUUAGGUUAUUAGUUCGUAGGGUAGAUUAAAGGUGUUUCUUGGUAACAGUUGGUGACCUGCUCUUCAAACAGUUCUGUGUAAAGAGAUAACUAUUUUUGGAAUGACCACUAUAUUUUUGUAAAUUUUGUAAGCACACCAAGUGAAUCGUUGAGACAUGUGAUUAGAUGAUAAUGUGUUCAGUUUGUGAUAAGCUUUCUUUAUAAUAAUGUAAAUAUAGUGCAAAAGUGAGCUCAAUGUAAUCAGGUAUUUACAUUAAUCCAUAGGUUUAUAACGUGACAGAAUUUACAUUGUAAGGGUUAUAAAUUAGGUUUAUUUUGAUAAAAGGGCUGUGUUUUAGGGUUAAUUAUUGCGGGUGAGCCAAGUAAAAUACAUGUGAUGUGAUGACACAAUGGUUUGUUCGAGUUGGUUUGAGCCUGUGAUGGCCAUAAAUAUAUUUUUACAUUGAACGCAGACGAAUAUCCAAAGUUGAUAUGGUUUUAUACUUGUAGUUUAAGUAUUGCCAUGCUUAUGUUUUGUAUUUUCAUAGUUACAGUUUAUGUUAAUUUAUUUCUAUCGGUUAAGUUUGUAACUCUGUCGAUUUUUGUUUAAUGUUCAAUUAAUAAUAAACGAUAUUUAUAAUUA